GCAGAAGUGUUCAACUAAUUUGUCUGGCACAGAUAGACAGAUUGACAGACAGACACACCAGCAGACUGGCAUCUAUAAGCGGCACCAUGAAAACCAACUGCUCCUUCACCGAGGUAGACCGCCUCAUGAAAUCACUGGAACUUGCCAUCUAUGUGCCCAUCUUCGUGUGCGGCCUUGUCCUCAACAUCCUGGCCCUGGUUGUCUUCUGCUUCCUCCUCCGCAAGUGGACAGAGUCCACCAUCUACAUGACCAACCUGGCCCUCCUGGACCUCCUUCUCCUCCUCCUGCUCCCCUUUAAGAUGUACGCCACCAUCCACCACUGGGAGGCCCACCACCGCUUCCUCUGCUCCUUCCUGGAGAGCCUGUACUUUGUGGGGAUGUACGGCAGCAUCUACACCAUUGCUUGCAUAGCCAUGGACCGCUGGGUGGCCAUACGCCACCCCUUCCGCGCCAAGCAGCUCCGCUCCCGCCGGGCCGCUCUGGGGAUCUGCAUCCUGGUCUGGGUGGUGGUGCUGGGGGGCACCUCACCCAUCUACUCGUUCCGCACGGCGGGAAAUGGGUCCUUCCACUGCUUCCAUGGCUUCUCAGAGAAGGGCUGGCGCCCAGAUGUGAUCAGCUGCCUCUUGGGCUUUGGGUUUGUGGGGCCUGCCCUGGUGCUGGUGGUGUGUUCGGCCCAGAGCAUCCGGACGCUGAGGCAGUCCGGCAAAGAGAGCCAUAAGAACAGAGCCUGUGUGAGGAUCAUCUACAGCAGUCUCUGUGCCUUCCUGGUCCCCUUCACGCCUAGCCACCUGGGCAUCCUGCUGCAGUUCCUGGUACGCCAAGACGUGAUCCAGGACUGCAUGGCCAAGACGAAUAUCAGCCUGUUCCUGCAGGUGGCCAUGAGUCUGGCCAACAUCACGUGUUGUCUGGAUGCUCUGUGUUACUACUUCAUCACCAGGGAAGUGAGGAGCUCCAAGCAGACCUUCACCUUCAGGAGGUCCAGGUCUAGCAGCCAGAGAAGAGCCACCACCAGCACCUCAGAGCUCUGACAAGACCCGCGGAGGGACAAACACUGAGCCGAACUGGUUUAAAUUAUGUUUCAACCAGUUUUGCCCACUGGGAAAUUACUGUGUGUGUGAAAUCUUACUAGCUGUGUGAAAAAUUCUGCCACUGUUUGAGGACAAGGGACGUUGAGUAGGAAAUAGGAGUAUUUAUUAUUGAAAACCUAUGCAUUUUGGCCCAAUUUUUCCUUUUGACCUUCUGCAGACUUACCUCGGACAAGAGUUAACCCUAGGAGACCAGGUGUUUUAAUAUGUUUAACUUUCACUAUAUUUCAUUGCUUCGCUUAAGUAAAACGUUUUAAACUUC
Oncorhynchus nerka (sockeye salmon) is the source of this 1347-nucleotide messenger RNA. RefSeq names its product G-protein coupled receptor 55-like. Gene Ontology annotation, molecular function: G protein-coupled receptor activity. Gene Ontology annotation, cellular component: plasma membrane. Bases 87 to 1028 code for a protein of 313 amino acids. The transcript is spliced from 3 exons. Gene Ontology annotation, biological process: positive regulation of Rho protein signal transduction; phospholipase C-activating G protein-coupled receptor signaling pathway. Lineage: Eukaryota; Metazoa; Chordata; Actinopteri; Salmoniformes; Salmonidae. The record is from RefSeq and is a predicted model, not a curated record.